AUGGUCAACUUGAACAACGCUUUGUUGGCCGCAGGGGCCUUCGCCACUUUCGCUGUUGCAGCACCGACACAAGCAGCCGUCUUCGAGAGAGACGUAAAACACGCCGAUACUGUCACAUGUCCUAUAACCGGAGUCUCGAACUUCGGAAAGACGUUCAAGAAAGACGACAUCGAAGCCGACAUCAAGGCAAACCCGGACCCCAACAACCAGAACUCCGGUUUCCCCAAGGAGUAUCGAUACAGUGGCAGCGGCGGCUCUUGGCCGUUCACAAAGGACACACACUGCGAUGACAUGAAGGAUAAGGGUGACAAGAUAUACGAGAUUCCGAUUGGUCCCUCGGGACAGGCGUGGAAGACAUUCGGGAACAAUCCCGGAACCUACAGGGUCCUCUUCAGUCUUGAUGGGGGUGACCAGAUUUUCUGUGGUGUGACCGCUCAUGCGAGCAAGACUGAUUUCAGCAAGGUCGUUGGAUGUGAAGACUGA
Anthostomella pinea is the source of this 483-nucleotide messenger RNA. The record is from the annotation of a GenBank genome assembly. NCBI's taxonomy places the organism in Eukaryota, Fungi, Ascomycota, Sordariomycetes, Xylariales, Xylariaceae.